GUGUGUCUACUGGACCCACUGAGUCCACAGAAGCUUUGAAAGGCUCAAACUGGAAGUCGGGGCUCCUGGGGUGGGGCACUGGCGAAGCUGCACCACAGAGGGGAGCCUGCCCCUCUGCUUCUCUUACGUUCGCUGGUAGCCAGGAGCCAUAAGAAUGAGCUGUUGACUGAUACUUUGGGAUGGGCUUUUUCUCUCACUGCAUCAGGAGCCAUGGAUUAUAGCUGGUAGGUCCCAGGAUUUACAGAACUAUGAUGAGAAGCCACUGAGCCCUGUCAAGCUGUCUGCUCUUCCGGGUCUCACUCGCCUGAAGCUGCUGAAUUCUCACUAGGAGGGCCGCCCCAGCAUGACAUACUCUGUACUUGAGUCACUCAUCUACAGCUGUGCAGAACUCCUUGGAUAACCAUCUUUGGACACACAACUAAGGAGUCUGAAAGGCAGAGACGUCAUGGGUGUGGUGAGCAGCAAGAAGAUGGCCAAGGGGAAGGGGAAGGACCAAUGGAGCCCCGUGAAACUCUGCACACAGAGCAAAGAGCCCCCACCACUACCACCGCUGGUCCUGUUUAACCAUCUGACUCCUGCACCUCCAGACCCACAGCUGGACCAGGAGGAGCACUUCGCGGUGGCCCUAUAUGACUACAUGGCCAGGAAUAAUCGAGACCUGCAGAUGCUUAAGGGCGAGAAGCUGCAGAUCCUGACCCAAACUGGGGACUGGUGGCUGGCCAGAUCUCUGAUCACAGGCAGAGAAGGCAUCAUUCCCAGCAGCUUUGUGACCCGAGUUGAGCCCCUGGAAGUGGAAAAAUGGUUCUUUCGAUCCAUUAGCCGCAGAGAGACUGAGAGGCAGUUACUGGCUCCAAUUAACAAGGCUGGCUCCUUCCUCAUCAGAGAGAGUGAAACCACAAAAGGUUCCUUUUCUCUGUCUGUGAAGGAUGUUACUACCCAGGGGGAAGUGAUCAAACACUAUAAGAUCCGCUCAUUGGAUAAAGGAGGCUAUUACAUCUCCCCCCGGAUCUCCUUCCCCACUCUCCAGGCUUUGGUGCAACACUAUUCUAAUAAAGGGGAUGGUUUGUGCCAGAGGCUGACCCAGCCUUGCAUGCGCCCAGCUGUGCAGAACUCCUGGGCCCAGGAUGAGUGGGAAAUUCCCCGGCAGUCUCUCAGACUGGUCAGAAAACUUGGGUCUGGGCAGUUUGGUGAAGUCUGGAUGGGAUACUACAACAACCAGCUGAAGGUGGCUGUCAAGACCUUGAAGGAAGGAACCAUGUCCCCAGAGGCCUUCCUGGCAGAAGCCAACCUAAUGAAAACACUCCAGCAUGAAAGGCUGGUUCGCCUCUGUGCUGUGGUCACCAAGGAGCCCAUCUACAUAGUCACCGAGUACAUGGCCAGAGGAUGCCUGCUGGAUUUUCUGAAGACAGACGAAGGAAGCAGGUUGUCCCUCUCAAGACUGAUCGACAUGUCAGCCCAGAUUGCUGAAGGCAUGGCAUACAUUGAACGGAUGAAUUCCAUCCACCGCGACCUGCGGGCAGCCAACAUCCUGGUGUCAGAGGCCCUGUGCUGCAAGGUGGCUGACUUCGGCUUGGCCCGGAUCAUUGACAGCGAGUACACGGCCCAGGAAGGAGCCAAGUUCCCCAUCAAGUGGACUGCCCCAGAGGCCAUCCACUUUGGGGUGUUCACCAUCAAAGCAGAUGUGUGGUCCUUUGGUGUCCUUCUGAUGGAAAUCAUUACUUAUGGCCGGGUCCCCUACCCAGGAAUGAGCAACCCUGAAGUCAUCCGCAACCUGGAACGCGGCUACCGCAUGCCGAGGCCAGACACCUGCCCCCCGGAGCUCUACCGGGGGGUCAUCAUGCAAUGUUGGCACAGCCAGCCUGAGGAUCGACCCACCUUCGAGUACCUACAAUCAGUGCUGGAGGACUUCUAUAUAGCCACUGAGCAGCAAUAUGAGCUUCAGCCAUAGAGGCCCAGGCCCCCGCCUACUACACCAUCCCUGGGACUGGCAAAGCCUCGUCAGGCCAGGUCAAUGAUGGGCAUGUCUGGCUCCCAGAUGGGGAGGCUAAAAGCCCAAGGGGAUUCUGGUGCUUUUGUUGGCUUGUGUGUCCUGGGAAAGGCUAUUUACCCUCUCUGUUCUCCACCUCCUCAUUUACAAAUGGGAAAAACAGUGUCUACUUCAUAAAUGGACAUGAGGGUGACACUGGUUAAGAUGCUCAGUUCAGUGUUUGACACAUGCCUUCACCAUUCUUGAGGGGUUGUCAUUGUAGUGGGAUCCCCAGUGCAGGCACAAGUGACCUUCGUGAUAGCCAUUCCCACCUGUGUGGACCAUGCCUGUGCUCCUCUUUCUGCCACCCCAGCAGCAGCCCAAGGUCCCCAUGAUGACCACCUGCUCAUCUGCAUCCACUUCCAGUGGGUGACCCUGACCUCACAGCUCUCGAACACUUUGGAACUUUUCCAUAAUAAAGCCACAUAUUCUGAUCUCUUCCACAUCCUUACUAGUGAAGAGACCUGAUGUUGCAUCCUAUGUGGUGGCAUGACUCCCUCCAGUUGGUCCUUGAGGUGAUACUAUCUUCC
This is a messenger RNA of Erinaceus europaeus (western European hedgehog), 2556 nucleotides long. It is a transcript of the gene BLK, whose product is annotated as BLK proto-oncogene, Src family tyrosine kinase. The transcript is spliced from 14 exons. Gene Ontology annotation, cellular component: extrinsic component of cytoplasmic side of plasma membrane. Gene Ontology annotation, molecular function: ATP binding; signaling receptor binding; non-membrane spanning protein tyrosine kinase activity. Lineage: Eukaryota; Metazoa; Chordata; Mammalia; Eulipotyphla; Erinaceidae. The coding region runs from base 446 to 1948 and encodes 500 amino acids. The record is from RefSeq and is a predicted model, not a curated record. Gene Ontology annotation, biological process: protein phosphorylation; innate immune response; cell surface receptor protein tyrosine kinase signaling pathway.